Molecule: messenger RNA, 771 nt
Organism: Formica exsecta
Lineage: Eukaryota; Metazoa; Arthropoda; Insecta; Hymenoptera; Formicidae
Exons: 2
Coding region: 43-771 (242 amino acids)
Source: RefSeq, a predicted model, not a curated record
UUGAAAUACUCGUUUUUCGAGAGUUCAUGGGAUCUCUUGAAUAUGGAUUCUAAUCACAUAUUAGCGAUUAUUGGCAUACGAUUGCAGAAGUGGAGGAAGACAAAACAAACGCUUCAACGCCGGAAAGUUGGAAAACGGAAUAUAUUGGAACUCAUUGCACUAUGGAAACUUCUAGUGAAGCGUGAAGAAGAACAUAGUCAGAGAAUAUGGGUUCGCCCAAUAUUCACACAAUUGCGAAGACAUAUGCAAGGAGCCAGUGACAAUUUGGUCAAAGAAAUGGAGCUACAAGACUUGGAAAUGUUCUACAAUUACUGUAGAAUGUGUAUAGAAAUGUUUGAUCAAUUGCUGAAUAUUGUUGGGCUUCUCCUUGAAAAACAGAUUGUUGUUCGAGAUCCAAUACCGGCACGUGCACGGCUUCUAGUAUGUUUGCGUUACUUAGCCUCCGGUGACAGUAUGGCCUCAAUAUCUUAUGCAUUUAGGAUUGGAAUAAGCACUGUUCCAAAAAUAGUAUCUGAGACAUGCGAGGUAUUGUGGAAUUCUCUCCACGAAUCUGUAAUGCCACCGACAAACGAAGAGAGUUGGUUGAGAAUCGCGGAUAAGUUUGAGGAAAAAUGGAAUUUCCCGCAUUGUAUAUGUGCGAUAGAUGGGAAGCACGUUGUGAUUCAGUCUGUCAGUCAUGUCAGCAAGCUUUGCUCGGUUUCCACCGCCAAUUUACUGUCGGGUUAUGUCGGCAACCUUUGCUCAAUUUUUGCCGUCAAUCUGCCAGCUUAA